Centrocercus urophasianus (Greater sage-grouse) is the source of this 1549-nucleotide messenger RNA. It is a transcript of the gene KLF9, whose product is annotated as Kruppel like factor 9. NCBI's taxonomy places the organism in Eukaryota, Metazoa, Chordata, Aves, Galliformes, Phasianidae. The transcript has 2 exons. The record is from RefSeq and is a predicted model, not a curated record. Gene Ontology annotation, biological process: regulation of transcription by RNA polymerase II. The annotation marks the transcript as partial. Gene Ontology annotation, molecular function: RNA polymerase II cis-regulatory region sequence-specific DNA binding; DNA-binding transcription factor activity, RNA polymerase II-specific.
GUGGCGGCGCAGUGCCUGGUGUCUAUCUCCAACCGCUCGGCCGGACCCCCCACCCCCGAGACGGCGGCGCGGCUGAAGGUGCCGGGGGAGGCGGAGACGGGCCGAGAGAUGCGCGACCCGCGGGACGCCUGGAAGGACUACUGCGCCCUGCUGGCCAUCGCCAAGAGCCUGCUGGAGCUGAACAAGUACCGCCCGCUGCCCGCGCCCUCGGUCUGCAGCGACAGCCUCGAGAGCCCCGACGAAGACGCGGGCUCCGACAGCGACGCGGCAGCUACCUCGCCGUGCUCCGGCCCCGCGCCCGCGCCGCCCUCCCGCCUGCGCGGCACCGCCGCCGCCGCCGCCCCCAAGGCGAAGCUGGCGGCCGAGAAGCGGCACAAGUGCCCAUACAGCGGCUGCGGCAAGGUGUACGGCAAGUCCUCGCACCUGAAGGCGCACUACCGGGUGCACACAGGCGAGCGGCCGUUCCCCUGCACAUGGCCUGACUGCCUUAAAAAGUUCUCCCGCUCCGACGAGCUCACCCGGCACUACCGCACCCACACCGGUGAGAAGCAGUUUCGGUGCCCUCUCUGCGAGAAGCGGUUCAUGCGGAGCGACCACCUGACGAAGCACGCUCGCCGCCACACUGAGUUCCACCCCAGCAUGAUCAAGCGAUCCAAAAAGUCCAGCUCUGGUUCCUUGUGAAGGCAGAGCUGGCCCAGGAAAGGGAGCGGGGUGCAAGAGCCACAGCUGUGGCCCGGAGAGCAGUGGCAGAGGAGGCCCCGCUCACCAUCAGGAAGCACAUGUAGCUGAUGUCCAAAACCUAAGCACUCGGCGUGCUCAGCUCCUGCUCUCCAGUGCUGGCUGGCAACAGCCAUCUUGAUGAAGGGGAUAGCGGCAAGAGGGAAGGAUGGCACCACCACCUUCCCCAGUCUGUCGCGUUCGGACUGGCACACGUAUGUCCUGCGGGACGGUCCGGCCAGUGAUACCACAGUAGCGUGACUCCGAGGUCUUUGUGAUUGCUGUGUCAUGAACAUGUUUUGUUGAACAAUGUAAUGCUGCUUGUGUUUAGAGUCUGUCAAGUAAAACCACUUUCCGAGUCACAUAAGUAAUUCUCAGAUAUAAACUCCAUAGCACAUUGUAGAAGUGGGUUUACUUCUAUCUCAGAACGAUACUUCAUUUUAAAAGACUGUUAAGAGAAACAUUACAUGUGUUACUAAUAGCAUCCAAUUGAUAUUCUGAAAUAAGGUGAAUUUAUACUCAAGAAGACCUGUGAAACUAACUGGGUCUUUUUAAUUUUUCUUUGUAUUAACUAUACUUUUGAAUAUAAGCUGCACUUUUCCAGUAAAAACGUGUAAUUCAAGCAGAUACUUACAGCAAAAAACACCAACACAACAACUCAGUCAUUUUCUGACCAUAUGUGUAUUUAGCUCUGUUAUUCGUUUACCUGGAAAAAUACAAGUCAGCCUACAUAAUGUGGCGGGGAGGAUGAGGGCAGAAACAUACGUCUCUCAAUUGAUCUAUCUUUUCAUUUGUCAAUAAAUACAGUACUGUACUAUAGAAAUGCCACUAA